Messenger RNA from Manihot esculenta (cassava), 2727 nucleotides. Its product is annotated as receptor-like protein 56. Gene Ontology annotation, molecular function: protein binding. Lineage: Eukaryota; Viridiplantae; Streptophyta; Magnoliopsida; Malpighiales; Euphorbiaceae. The transcript is spliced from 8 exons. The record is from RefSeq and is a predicted model, not a curated record. The coding region runs from base 1 to 2727 and encodes 908 amino acids.
AUGGGUUUUCAAAGAUUAGAGGAGUUGGACCUUAGUAGGAAUUGUUUCAAUAAUAGCAUCUUAUCAUCAUUAGCUGCUCUUCCAUCACUCAACACUUUGAUUCUCAGUUACAAUGUCAUGGAAGGUUCAUUUCCUAAUCAAGGGUUUCAAAGAUUAGAGGAGUUGGACCUUAGUUGGAAUAUUUUCAAUAAUAGCAUCUUAUCAUCAUUGGCUGCUCUUCCAUCACUCAACACUUUAAUUCUUAGAGACAAUGACAUGAAAGGUUCAUUUCCUAAUCAAGGCUUUCAAAGAUUAGAGGAGUUGGACAUUAGUGGAAAUAGUUUCAAUAAUAACAUUUUAUCAUCAUUGGCUGCUCUUCCAUCACUCAAUACUUUGAUUCUCAGUUACAAUCUCAUGGAAGGUUCAUUUCCUAAUCAAGGUUUUGAAAGAUUGGAGAAAUUAGACAUUAGUAGGAAUGGAUUCAAUAAAAGCAUAUUAUCAUCAUUGGGAGCUCUUACAUCACUCAACACUUUAAUUUUUAGUGGCAUGUUUUAUUCAAUGGAUGGUUCAUUCCCUAUCCAAGAAUUAAAGAAUUUGAAGAAUUUAACAUCCUUGGAUAUAAGUAAUAACCGUUUCAACGGCAUCCUAUCAUUUAAAGGAUUAUGCGGACUGAAAAGUUUGGUCGAGUUGCAUCUCCAAGGAAAUCAUUUUUCUGGCCCUCUUCCAGAAUGUAUUGGCAACUUGACCAACCUCCAAUUUCUUGAUCUGUCAUUCAAUCAGUUGAGUGGAAACAUUCAAUCUAUUGUUUCUGAACUCACAUCCCUCAAGUAUUUGCUUCUUCAUGGCAAUGAGUUUGAAGGCUCAUUCUCAUUUAGCGCUUUGGCCAACCACUCAAAACUUGAAGCAUUUAUACUCUCUCCUGGAAAUAGCAGGCUAGAAGUGGAAACAGAAAAUCCAACAUGGUUUCCUGCAUUUCAACUCAAGUACAUUCAAUUAUCAAAUUGCAGCUUAAACGUGAGAACUAGAGCUAUUCCUAGCUUUCUUCAUUACCAGUAUGACAUACGCUUUAUUGAUCUUUCUCAUAAUACGUUGGUUGGAACGUUCCCCACUUGGAUCUUACAAAAUAAUUCCAAGUUAGUAGUUAUGAAUUUGAGAAACAACUCAUUCACAGGAACAUUUCAGCUGCCCAAUUUCAAGCAUGAUCUCGUUGAGUUAGAUAUUUCGAGCAAUAAUCUCACUGGUAUGCUGCCGAAGGAGUUUGGAGAGGUCCUCCCAAGACUGGAAUAUAUAAACAUGUCGAGGAAUAAUUUCGGUGGUAAUGUUCCUUCUUCAAUCAGUGAGACGACAUCACUAUCUAUUUUGGAUUUAUCCCAUAAUAAUUUCUCGGGAGAAUUGCCAAGAAGUCUGUUCGCAAAUUGUACCAUGAAUUGUGCACUGAUUCUAUCAAACAACAAUUUUCAAGGGAACGUUUUUCCUCAGGGUAUGAACUUGAGAAGCAUGACGGUGUUGGAUAUGAAAAACAACAACUUCAGUGCGAUGGUAGGUGCAGACUUGUUGAAUAGCCGCAGCCUAUCAAGCCUCAAAUUUUUUGACAUAUCCAAUAACAAGGUAUCCGGUCCAAUUCCCAGACUUCUAUGUAAUCUGACCGAUCUUGUCUUUUUAGAUCUCUCAAAAAAUAGGUUGUAUGGGUCUAUGCCUUCCUGCUUCAAUUCUUCAUCAUUGCUCUUUCUGUUUUUACAAAAGAACAAUCUAAGUGGACCCAUACCCCAUGAGCUUCUUAGAAGUCCUAAUUUAGUGGCACUUGAUCUGAGGGAUAACAAUUUUUCUGGAAAUAUUCCAUCUUGGAUAGGUCAGUUCUGUGAAUUGCAAGUGCUUUCAUUGGGAGGGAAUGCAUUACACGGCCGUAUUCCUAAUCAGUUGUGUGAAUUAAGAAAUGCGAAUAUAAUGGAUCUUUCACGCAACUUACUUUUUGGUUCCGUACCUGCAUGCUUUAGUAACAUUUCUUUUGGCAAUAACAUACCAUUUGGGAUGAUGGAAGUAUUUGAUAUUCCAUAUUUUGUGGGUUUCCUUUUGAGUAAUCCCGAUGAAAUCGCUUAUCUCAAUUUGCCAUGGGUAGAUUGGUAUUCUUCAGAAAUUGUGGAAGUGGAAUUUGCAACGAAAUAUAGAUACAACUCCUACAAGGGUGAUAUUAUCAACUCAAUGGCAGGAAUAGAUCUAUCAUGCAAUGAGUUAAGUGGCAGCAUUCCUCAAGAAAUUGGAGACCUGCAUGAAAUUCGAUCAUUGAAUUUGUCUCACAAUCAUAUAAUAGGAUCUAUACCAGUCAGUUUUUCAAAUCUAAGGAGUUUAGAGAGCUUAGAUCUUGGCAACAAUAAUUUGAGUGGUGAAAUCCCGAGUGAACUAGUUGCGCUGACCUUUUUGGAAACUUUCAAUGUUUCAUACAACAAUUUGUCAGGUAGAGUUCCUAAUGGAGCCCAAUUUGGAACUUUCGAUGAAAACAAUUACAGAGGUAAUCCUGGUCUCUGUGGAGAACGCAUUCAUAAGAGCUGCAAAAGUGAUGAAGCUCCACAAACACCGCCACCAUCUGCUGAUGUAGAAGAGGAAGAUGAAGGGAGUAUUGAUAUGGUGUGGUUCUAUUGGAGUUUUAGUGGAGCCUAUGUCACAAUCCUAUUGGUGUUGGCAGUAAUCCUCCGCAUCAACAGAAUUCUGGUUUCUAAGGAUGUUGGUCUAGUGGAAAUGGAAGAACCUUAG